This is a messenger RNA of Culex pipiens pallens (northern house mosquito), 1523 nucleotides long. Its product is annotated as mitochondrial amidoxime-reducing component 1-like. Gene Ontology annotation, molecular function: pyridoxal phosphate binding; catalytic activity; molybdenum ion binding. The coding region runs from base 327 to 1424 and encodes 365 amino acids. NCBI's taxonomy places the organism in Eukaryota, Metazoa, Arthropoda, Insecta, Diptera, Culicidae. The transcript has 5 exons. The record is from RefSeq and is a predicted model, not a curated record.
UGAGGCAUUGUGAGCUGCACAAAAUGGCGUUCUUAACUCAAUUUGGCCCAAAAUGCACGUACGACAAAUAAGCACGACGGCGACGAGAUGCUGAUGCAACCUGUGGCUGCUACUAUUUGAAAUUCAAAAUAUGAAAAUUUAACAAUAGUUUCCUAAAUUUUUCGGGCCUUAAAAUCUCGUGUAAAUUCAAAAACAUUGUAAUGAAAGUAGUUAUGCAAAAGCAACAAACAAUUCAAAUAUCGAACGUCAUCAAUUAAUGGCCCUUUGAACUUUACCAGCAACAAAACCAGGGAUGAGUUAUCAGCAGAAAUAAAUUCAACAAACGAAUGGUUAUUUAUGAAACAUCCGAUCAAGCGCCACUACCUUCGCGAGAUGCAGUUCACUUUUUGUUAGUUCAUCUUUGCACAAAGAUCAGUAAAGUUUCCUUCAGAAUCAAAAUGCCACUCGACGAGAUUGGAACCAGAAGUUCCGUUCUUCUGGCCACUGGAGUUGGUUUGGCCUCAGCCACCGGUUAUGGACUUUACAAAUAUCUAGCAAACUACUGGGACAAUCAACCGCCUCAAAAAUGGCGCCAGGUGGGCGAACUAGCCGAUCUCUACAUCUACCCGAUCAAGUCCUGCGGAGCAAUCCGCGUUACCCACAUGGAUUGCACCAUCAUUGGCCCAAAGCUCGGUCUGCUGCGAGAUCGCAUCUUCAUGGUGACCAGAACCGACGGGACUUACAUCUGCGCCAGAACCUUUCCCAAACUGCUGCUCAUUCAGCCCUCGUUUAACGAGCAGUUCGAGCAGAUGACCCUGUCCGCCCCGGGAAUGCCGGACAUAACCGUGCCCGUUAACGAUCUGUUCUCCGUGGACCCCGUCAAGGCCUGGGUCUGGGGUCAGCCCGUAACGGCGACCGACUGCAGCGAAGAGCUGGCCCGUUGGAUAUCGCGAUUCGUGCUGAACGAAGAGUCCGGCUUGCGGUUGGUAUUCUACCCGUUGGACAUUCCGACGAGGCCGGUUCGCGAGAGGCAGCAUGUCAAGCUGACGGCCCGGGACACCGGAGCGUUGCACAACUCGACCAGCUUCAUGCUGCUGACGGAGGCUUCCGUCGGGGAUUUGAACCGGCGGCUGCAGAAGCCCGUUACGGCGCAGCAGUUUAGGCCGAACUUUGUCGUGAAGGGACCGGGCGCGUUCGAGGAGGACGACUGGAAGUGGAUCAAGAUUGGGGAGACGGUGUACCGGAACGUUAAGCCGUGUAACAGAUGCUCUGUCAUCACUGUUGAUCCGGAAACGGGAGUUCGAAGCAACGAAAACGAACCAAUGAAAACGCUGAAAACGUAUCGGAUGAAGCCGGGCCUAGAAACUCCGGUGAUGGGUAUGCAGAUGGGUAUCCGAACGGAAGGGACUGUCCGGCUUGGAGAUGCAGUUUACGUUGGAUACUGAUAGAUAAUUUAAUGUAUAAUAAAGUGUUAAUUGAAAAUAUAAUGCAAAAGAGAAUCAUUCAUACUUAUUUCAAAAUAAAAUACCUUCUUGUUUCUUGUU